This is a messenger RNA of Eruca vesicaria subsp. sativa (arugula), 795 nucleotides long. NCBI's taxonomy places the organism in Eukaryota, Viridiplantae, Streptophyta, Magnoliopsida, Brassicales, Brassicaceae. The record is from the annotation of a GenBank genome assembly.
AUGGAAAACACGGUUGAUGCUCACCGUCUCCAACUUUCAUUUCCGUUAAGCUCCGGCGUCGAAACCCAUCAAAGCUUAGAAACGUAUGGGUUAUACAAAGAGACGCCGUUAGUCUGCAUGCCCUUUUCUAAUCUCACUGUAACGGAGCCCUUUAACGGACCUGAUACGUUUGAUAUCACUUCUCUAUUCUCUCCUGACCCAAAACUCGAACCCGCAAACCAGCGUCGGGUGUUGGAUGAUUCCAUCGGGGCCAUAGUGGGUGAAAACGUUUUGCUCGGUAAUAAUAACAACAAACAAGUCUCUGAGAACUUAACGGCGACGGAGACAGCAGACGGCGUGAAGCGGUGGAGGAAGAUACCGCAGAAGAACGGAGGGUUCAGAGGAGUGAGAAAGCGUCCGUGGGGGAGGUGGUCUGCGGAGAUAAGAGACAGGAUAGGGAAGUGCAGACACUGGUUAGGAACGUUCGACACGGCGGAGGAGGCUGCACGUGCGUAUGACGCUGCGGCGAUGAGGCUUAGAGGGACCAAAGCCAAGACUAACUUCGUGGUUCAUCCGGUCUUCCCGGAGGAGGUAGCUGAGACUCAGUCGUCAACGUCACAUCGGUUAAAGAAGAAGAAGAAGGCGAAUGUGAGGAAGUGUGUUAAAGUCACAUCGGUUGAACAAUUGUUCAGUGAUACCACUAGGAACUUAACUUCUAGUAAUGAUGGGAACGUGAUUAGUCCUUUUAACAAUCUUGAAAAAAUGGGCUUAGAGGUUGAUUUGAAGUUGGGUUUAGGAUUAUUUAGAAACUUUUAG